UUGGUCUUGCUACGAAACUGUAUGAUCACUACCUUGAUUAUAUGGUCCCUUCAUCACACAGUAAAACAUUUUCAGAAAUUAUUAUGCUUCCUAAAAUAUAUCAAGUGUUGAACAUUUACACGGUGAUGAUGAUACGUCACAACAGAAUUUUCUCAAAAGGGGAUUACCAGUUGAUCACGGUUGAUCAGUUGCGAUUGAGCCGCGUACAGGAACAUUUCACAGUUUACAAUGAAGAUCACAGUGCUGCUGUUUUUGGCUGGAGCAUAUGUCGCAGUUGGAUUACCAGCCGAGGAUCGCUCACGGCGUCCGGAACAAACACCAGAGCCGUCCAAUGCCGGACAGUCUCAGCAAAAUUUUGGCUUCGGCGGCUUCCCCCAAUUUGGACAAUUUGGCAACGGUGGAGGAUCGUGGCCGAUGGUGCAAUCACGGGGAUUUGGUCAACCGUGGUCCCAAUCUCCAUUCAGUGCAAAAAGCGGCGGCUUUGAUUUCAAUCUACCAAAAGGCGCGGAUGGGGUCUCUGCGACGGCAGGUAUGAGCUGUUCCUUUGAGAAUGGAAAGAAAAAGUGCACCAACCAUUAGAAAGUGAAGUUGAAAUAUGAUACUUAAACUGUUGAGAUUGUGAUAAAUUAAUUAGGAGUUGCAAAUCAAAUUGAGUGCCUGGACACAGAUAGUAAAAAGCAAGACUUGUUAACUUAUCUUGAAAAAAUAAAAACAUAUAAGUCUAUAAAUGGAUUAAA
This is a messenger RNA of Aedes albopictus (Asian tiger mosquito), 737 nucleotides long. RefSeq lists its product as uncharacterized. Lineage: Eukaryota; Metazoa; Arthropoda; Insecta; Diptera; Culicidae. The transcript is spliced from 3 exons. The coding region runs from base 229 to 579 and encodes 116 amino acids. The record is from RefSeq and is a predicted model, not a curated record.